Verticillium nonalfalfae is the source of this 2712-nucleotide messenger RNA. RefSeq names its product glucose repression mediator protein (gene SSN6). Lineage: Eukaryota; Fungi; Ascomycota; Sordariomycetes; Glomerellales; Plectosphaerellaceae. Gene Ontology annotation, molecular function: protein binding; RNA polymerase II cis-regulatory region sequence-specific DNA binding; chromatin DNA binding. The record is from RefSeq and is a predicted model, not a curated record. The coding region runs from base 1 to 2712 and encodes 903 amino acids. The transcript is spliced from 7 exons. Gene Ontology annotation, biological process: regulation of gene expression.
AUGGCGAUGCAGGCGCAACAUGGCCCUCCUGGGCCGCCCCCGCCCCCAGGUCCUCCCCAGCAAGGCCAGGGUUUCGCGCCAUCGCGCCAAGCGUCCUUUGUCAUAGAAGCCAUGUGGAUGCAGGUUGGCAGCUGCUGCGAAGCGCUCGGUGAUCUCGACGAGGCCAUCUUGGCGUACGAGGCCGCUCUGCGGGCGAAUCCCCAGUCCAUCCAGGCUAUGAACGCCAUCAGCUUGAUUCUGCGAACCCGCGAGCACUUCGCGAAGGCCGUCGAAUAUCUACAGGCCGUUCUCAAAAUUGAUGCGCACAAUGGCGAAGCCUGGGGCAGCCUUGGUCAUUGCUACCUUAUGAUGGACGACUUGCAACAGGCAUACAGCGCGUACCAGAAUGCUCUCGUCAACCUACGCAACCCCAAGGAGCCCCGAUUGUGGUAUGGCAUCGGCAUUCUGUACGACCGAUAUGGUUCCCUCGAGCACGCCGAAGAAGCCUUCUCCCAAGUCAUGCAGAUGGAUCCGGCGUUCGAAAAGGCCAACGAGAUUUACUUCCGUCUCGGUAUAAUUUACAAACAGCAACAGAAAUAUGGCCCAAGUCUCGAGUGCUUCAAAUACAUUGUGUCAUCACCGCCUUCCCCCCUGAGCGAGGAAGACAUCUUGUUCCAGAUCGGCCAUGUUCACGAACAGCAGAAGGACUAUGAUAGUGCCAAAGCAGCCUACCAGCGCGUCCUCGAGCGCGAUCCCAGCCACGCCAAGGUACUGCAACAGCUCGGCUGGCUUCAUCACCAGGAGAGCACCAACUACCAAAGUCAAGAUCGGGCUAUCGAGUUCCUCGAGAAAUCAGUCGCUGCCGACCAGAACGACGCACAGAGCUGGUAUCUUCUCGGACGAUGCUACAUGUCGCAGCAGAAAUACCCCAAGGCUUACGAGGCUUACCAGCAGGCCGUCUACCGCGACGGUCGGAACCCAACCUUUUGGUGCUCGAUCGGUGUGCUAUAUUAUCAGAUCAAUCAGUACAGGGAUGCUCUCGAUGCUUACUCGCGCGCUAUCCGCCUCAACCCGUUCAUCUCGGAGGUUUGGUAUGACUUGGGUACUUUGUACGAGUCCUGCAACAACCAGAUCAGCGACGCCUUGGACGCUUAUCAGCGUGCUGCGGAGCUUGAUCCCGCCAACCCUCACAUCAAGGCGCGACUGCAGCUCUUGCGCAAUGGUACCGCCAAUGGAGCACCGCUGCCCCGCGCACCUGAGCCAUCUGAUAUCCACGCCGCCUCUUACCAGGUCGGCCCACCGGCGCCCCCGUGGGCAGGUUCCGGGCCUCAACAGCAACAGCAGCAGCAGCAGCAGCUCCCGCCGCAGCCUCCUCCACCGGCGGCCGGCCCCGGCCAACACUCUUGGGGUCGUCUCGCGGAUAUCAACCCUCCUCCCCAACCGGGCAACCCGUUUGACCAACGAGGAGAGCAGUUCCGCGGCCCUGCGCCCCCUCUUCGCCAGCCAAGCCCCCCUCGUCAGGAGCAGCACGCGCGCCCUCAAUAUCCUGAGACCAGCCGUCCUGGCUCGGUCCGCCGGGGGCCUACUCCCCCCCCUCCGGUCCACUAUUCGUCUGGCCCUCCUCCCCCUCCUCAGUCUCACCAGGCUCCUACCUCGCAGCCGCGGGUGCCUAACCCCAACUAUGUCCCUACGCCUUCCUCAGCACAAAUGCCAUCAAUGAAUCCUGGCCCGAACGGGGGACCGCCACCCAGUCAACCCCCCUUCCGCGGUGCCAACAGCCCAAGGCCUGGAGAGCGUCCCGUUCACGAGAACCGCAUGCCUUCGCCCAAGUCGGCUUACCCCCAGCACCAGCCUCCUCCCCCAGCUCCUUAUGGACACCACCCAGAGGGACCCGGCACGCCCCUGGAGGGCCCGCAGCAGCAAGCACCGGCUCCCAUGUCAGCCGAACCGGCGCCACGGAGCGAACAUGAUCGACCAGCGUCAGUUGGACCUAAACGCAUGCGCGAGUGGGAGGAAGAGUCGACGCACAAGCGUCCCGCCAACGAUGAGAACAGAGCCCGUCUUGAUGACGUCCGUCCUCGCAGGCCUUCGACCCCUCCCGGCCCACGCGAGCCAUAUAGGCGAAACUCAUCUGAAGCUCGCCGAUUCGAUGACCAACGUCGCCUCGAUGACCAGCGUCGGGCGGACGACCAGCGUCGGGCGGACGACCAGCGGAGGCAAGACGACCAACGGAGGCAAGACGAUCAACGGAGGCAAGACGAUCAACGGAGGCAAGACGACAUGCGCAGAGCCGAGGAGCAACAGCGCCAGCCUCAGAACGAUGGAUAUCACCCCUCUGAUGCCGCUCACCACCCGCCUGGCCAGCCCUUGUCCGCUAAUCAUUUGCCUCCCAUGCAGGCGUCAGCCGCACCUAUGCAAGGCGUCGUUCACGGAAGCCCCGUCCAGAACGCGCCGCCUGCUCCUCCGUCAAAGGAGUACCCUGCCGCUGAGGAACGUCCUGCAUCUGAGCAGGCUCCUCCUGUGCGCUCUGCUGCUCCGAGCGAGCCUGAGCGAGCUGCUCGCAAGAUGGACGUUGAUGAAGAUUACGAUGAUAGUGGUGAGGACGAGAAGAAGGUCCCAGCAGCGACCACGAAUGGAUCAGGCCCCGCGCCGGCUGCGGGCGAGACCAAGCCGCCCACAAGCGGCAGCGUCAACGGGUCGUUGGGGCCUCAGCCUAAGGUUGAGUCCACCUAA